Messenger RNA from Xiphias gladius (swordfish), 4727 nucleotides. RefSeq names its product TAF6-like RNA polymerase II, p300/CBP-associated factor (PCAF)-associated factor (gene taf6l). Gene Ontology annotation, biological process: RNA polymerase II preinitiation complex assembly; transcription initiation at RNA polymerase II promoter. Bases 421 to 2355 code for a protein of 644 amino acids. Gene Ontology annotation, molecular function: transcription coactivator activity; RNA polymerase II general transcription initiation factor activity; protein heterodimerization activity. The transcript has 12 exons. Lineage: Eukaryota; Metazoa; Chordata; Actinopteri; Istiophoriformes; Xiphiidae. The record is from RefSeq and is a predicted model, not a curated record. Gene Ontology annotation, cellular component: transcription factor TFIID complex; SAGA complex; SLIK (SAGA-like) complex.
GGCGCGUCACUUGUACUAGUAGUAUACGUGAAAUGUCAACAUGUAGCUCUAGCACUGUAGCAGGGUCAAGUUAGCCAGAGUUAAAGUGGAUGUCGUUUGCAGUUUUAGUCAAACUAAUUUUGCUUAAAUGAAGUGUUUUUGUUUUUUUUAAAAAAAAUCGUUUUCUACGGAAUCCGCCUUAAUAUAUUUUGUUGUCACUAUUGAUAGGGCAUAGUGUUCAAAAAUGCGCACAAUGGGCUUUCUAGUGUUGUCUUAAUUUGAAGAGUUUGACGGAUGUCAUGCUUUCUCGUGUGUGCUAACUUGACACUAUUUUGCACCGUCGAAAGUGCAGCUACGCUGAUGUGAACUUUCCGUCUGACUUAGAUGAUAUUCAGUCUUCAGCCGUUCUAGCUAAGAAGCUUCUGAGUGGUCGCUGUGAGCAUGGCGGACCGGGAGGAGCGCCGCUUCGCCGAGAUUUCCAGAGAGUCUGUCAAAUUCAUGGCCGAGAGUACAGGCGUUGAUCUUGGUGAUGAUGUGGCCGGUCUGCUGGCUGAAGACGUGUGUUACCGGCUCAGGGAGGCAACGCAGAGCAGCUCACAGUUCAUGAGACAUGCUAAGAGGAGGAAGUUGACAGUGGAGGACUUCAACAGAGCUCUGCACUGGAGCAAUGUGGAGGCCAUUUGUGGGUAUGGGGCCCAGGAUGCUCUGCCCUUCCGUUCAGUGAAAGAAGGAGAGCUUUUCUUCAUCGAGGAUCGCGAUAUCAACCUGGUUGAAUUGGCUCUGGCCACGAACAUUCCCAAAGGCUGUGCUGAGACCAUGGUACGAGUGAAUGUGUCGUACCUGGAUGGGAAAGGCAACCUGGAGCCUCAAGGGACCGUUCCCACUGCAGUGCAGUCUCUGUCGGACGACCUGUUAAAGUACUACCAGCAGGUCACAAGGGCCAUCCUGGGAGAGGACCCCCACCUUAUGAAGGUGGCUCUACUGGACCUCCAGGCCAACUCCAAGAUUGCUGCCCUACUACCUUAUUUUGUUUAUGUCAUCAGUGGGGUAAAGUCUGUAAGCCAUGACCUGGAGCAGCUCAACAGGCUCCUCCACAUGGUGAAAAGCCUGGUCCAGAACCCCUACCUUUACCUGGGCUCAUAUGUUCGGAGCCUGGUCUCCAGUGUCAUGUACUGCAUCCUGGAGCCGCUAGCUGCCUCCAUCAACCCCCUCAACGACCACUGGACCCUGAGGGACUAUGCUGCCCUACUCCUCAGCCACAUCUUCUGGACCCAUGGUGAUCUGGUGAGUGGUCUCUACCAUCAGAUCCUGCUGUCGCUCCAGAAGGUUCUGUCUGAUCCAGUGAGACCACUCUGCUCCCACUAUGGAGCCGUGGUGGGGCUUCAUGCUCUGGGAUGGAAAGCUGUUGAGCGAGUUCUCUUUCCACACCUUCCUGCCUACUGGGCCAACCUCCAGGCUGUGUUAGACGAUUACUCUGUUUCCAAUGCUCAGGUCAAAGCAGAUGGACAUAAGGUCUAUGGAGCCAUUCUGGUGGCAGUGGAGCGCUUGCUAAAAAUGAAGGCUCUGUCCCUGUCUCAGCCAGGAGAGGGAGGCUCCAGUGGCCAGACAGGCUCUGUGGUGGGUGCUAUGGGUUACAGAGUGAGCUCCCCUGGCCUAAGCCCCCCUCCAGAACCUCUGUCAGAGGCUACCCUAGGAAUCGCCAGCCACCUUCAGGCAGGAGGGGCAGGCUGUCCCUGGGAGGAGUGGACCCCGGUUCCUCUCCCUGCUAUGUACUGUGAGCUCUACUCCUUCUUUGGAGACAGCCUAGCUGUCAGGUUCAGUACUGGACCGGGGUUUGGGAGCUACCCUCCCUGCACACCGCCUCUGGUCAAUGAUGCCAGGAAGGAACCUCCUGGCCCUGCCUCCAACCCUGACACCACCCGUAAGAUGCCACAGCUGACUGCCAACCUCAACAUCAGCCCCAGGCAUGAUGGGAGUCCUCGUACCGAUCCGCCCCCACCCAGCCUGGCUGCUACAGGAUCAGGAAGGUCCCUGACUCGCUCCUCCUCCUCCUCCUCCUCCUCUGUACAGCGUUCCAGAUCUUCCUCUUCACGUUCAGGUCAGCGUUCGGCAGGUCUGUCUCGUGACAUUUUCCCCAAAGCUCGCUUCACCUCUCCUCAGACUGGACCCCCAGCAUUCUCUUUUCUAAUUGGAGGGCGGCAAAUGGGCCGCCGUUGCCAAGGCCGCCGCCCCUUCCAGACUACUUUUGCCCCAACGCCAACUCUCUCUGCCAUCCCACCUCGUGCAUACGCCCACAAAUUGCCUGUCAUCGGCAGGGUGGGCAAACCUGUACGGCGCUGGGCAUGUUCCCAUUACUCUCUUCACCUCCCUCUCUAGAGAAGACGGCCCCAGGCAACAGAAAUGGACUUAGACUGCAUUUCUGCAAAGUGGGGUUUGACUCUUACAAACUUUUAAAGGGUCAUAUUAAUAUUUGUCAUCUUGAACUCCCAAUAAUUGGUUUUUGUGAUGAUGUUUUCAUAGCUGAAAACUCUUAAGGAUUCUGUUUUAUUAUCAUGGUGGAAAACAACACUUGGACCAUAAUCAUUGGCGACAGUGAAGGUCUUUAUGCUCAAUCCAGACUGCUUUAAAGCUUCAUCAAUUCAUAUUUUGGUUAUUUUGGGUUUUGUACAGCUCAACGCACUACAGCCUAAGAAAGCAGAUGAAAAAAGAUUUUCAUCUUUUUACAACAUAUAAGCAGCAGUUAGAAAAAAACUGCAAAUAAAUAAAAUGCAGGAGAAGUCUGGAAUUACAAAGAACAAGCAAAACCAGACGCUGCAAGCCAUACACAACAACUGAACACCAAAAACAGAUGAACACGCUAGUAAUUAAAAAAAGCUAAUGCUAGGUGUUUAGCCAAUAUCUCACAAGUCAGAAAUUAAUAGUCUCACAAUCACAAUGUUAAAACCAAAUUAAACAAUGUUUGCUCACUUUCAAACAUCAGUGACGAUGGCUGACAUGUUCAUUAGUGUUUAGUGUCCCUGAAAAUUUCCCUUUCUGUUCCUCUCUGUAAACUUUUUGUAUGUGUUUGUAUUUUCUGUGUUUGCAGUGCUUUUCUUCAGGUGGCGAGGGAGUUUCAAAUUCGAAAACGUUAAUUUGCUUUUUUCCCACACAAAACUGUUGUUUGAAAACUGAAACUUUUUUGUCUAUAUAAUUGUGUAUUCUUCACUUGGAAUACAUUGAGCUUGCUCAGCUACUUUACUUUUGAUUUAAUCUUCCCCUAAUAGCUUUUAUUGUUGACCCUCUAUUUUAUAGCCCCUGCACACUCAUGGCAACAAAACACUGGUGUUUCUGUUACCCUGCUGCUGCCUUAUAGAUCAGUGCCAGAGAUCUGUCUGAUUGGGGUUUUAUUUCAGCAGUAAAAUGAUAAACCGCGACUAAUAUCCAAAUGAGUAAUCUUGAUUGCUGGCUAUGAUGCAUUUCUUUAUUGAUUAAUCUGUUGGUUAUUUUUUCAAUUAUUUGUGUAGUCCAGAAGACACUACAUAAUACCCAUCAGAAGUUCUCAAAACCAGGGUGACAGUAUUCAAACUCGUUUUGUCUUGUCCCAAACAACAGUCCAAAGCUCAACUGUCAACUUCACAGUGAUGUACAGCAACAAAGAAAAGCUGAAACCAGCAAAUAUCGAGCAUUUUUGCCUGAUUUCUCAGUAGUCAGAAAAUUUGAUUAGUUGUCUGUUGAGCAACUGAUUAUUGAAGCAUGAGACUCAGAAUUAAUUGAGGGUUUUUUCUAUAACACCAUUUUGGUGAAUGAAUAUGUAAUGAGAGGACCACACUGACUGAAAGAUCAAUAUUGGCUGUAUAUUUCAGUCUAACCCUGCUGAAGCCUGUCCGAGCUUAGCGUCCUGGACUGAUUCUACACACACAAGAGAUCUGAGAAUCAAGGAAAUGGGGAGAAGAAUGAUAGGGAUUGAUAUGCAGUGGCGAUGGGAGGAUUAUUUGUGAAUAAAGCAUUGAAAAUGAUUAACUGCAGAGAACAGUGUUGGAACAAAUGGAAAGCAUUUAGUCCCGCCAAGUACUUGGAUAAAAAAGUUUCUCAAGUUGUUGUCAGAAUAAAAAUAUCUGUUGUACUUUUGAAAGCUUUAUUUUAUCCAUUUGAAUCCAAAAAUGUCUGACUGACCUGCAUGGCUCUGAAUUGUUUUCAGCUGAUCUGUCUCUUUGACAAGGCCUGUGUCUGUGAACCACUCUACCUUCCUAAAUAUUUAAAGCCUCACUUUUAGUAUGUGGUUGCAGAAACAGAGCAGCCCGAACCAACAAGGCCAGCCCAGCUUGUGUCUUCACUGGGACUGGUGGGCCAGGUGAAUGCCUUAUACUGCCUGGUUCUCUGCUACCUGCUCUUCAUUUUUCUUGGGAGGUGUGGUGUUCACAGCCGUGGAGAAGCCAAUGGAGAAGGAGCUGUGAGCUGAGGUGGAGGAGCUCCUUCAGGUCCUGACUCUUACAGCCCCAAAUCAUAUGAGUUCAAGCUUUUCUGUAUCUUCUAUUGUACUCCCCUAUCCGACUCCUACACACUUACUGUGGUUCCCCCUACACCUGGGCUGCCCUCAUCCAUUUCAGUCUCCUCUUUGUGCACAUUCUCCUCCUCCUCUUCGUUCUCCCUGCCCUCUUGGCCUGUAUGGUGGAGCCAGACUGGAUCUUUCCAUGAUGCUCUUUUUUUCUGCUUUGUCAUCCUGAUCACUGUUGGUCAGGAUGGAAACUCUCCGGAGGAAAGUUGGGGCA